Messenger RNA from Gadus morhua (Atlantic cod), 1527 nucleotides. RefSeq names its product transmembrane O-methyltransferase homolog. Gene Ontology annotation, molecular function: catechol O-methyltransferase activity. The transcript is spliced from 4 exons. The record is from RefSeq and is a predicted model, not a curated record. Gene Ontology annotation, biological process: dopamine metabolic process; catecholamine catabolic process; developmental process. Bases 506 to 1312 code for a protein of 268 amino acids. NCBI's taxonomy places the organism in Eukaryota, Metazoa, Chordata, Actinopteri, Gadiformes, Gadidae.
CACCUGUCCGCAGGUGACCCCGCCCACCUCUCUGCAGGUGACGCUCUGUUUCCUGGUUUCCCGCGUGGCUCCGUCUGAAGUGGGACUUCUGUGAGUGACAGGUGAGUCCUCCGGAGACAGGUCCUGUUGUGUGUGACAGCUGAGUAUGUGAGGGACCGGGUCUCUACCGGGACAAUACUGCGGUACCUGUUCUUUGCUGGAAUUCUGCUGCGGUACCGGGUCUGAACCGGGUCUGUACCGGUACUCUGCUGCGGUAGGCUCCCGGGCGAACCGGGUCUGUAACGGGGAUCUAUUGCUGUAACGGGUCUGUACCGGGACUCUACUGCGGUACCGGGUCUGUACCGGGGCUCUACUGCGGUACCGGGUCUUUACUGGGACUCUACUGCGGUACCGGGUCUGUACCGGGGCUCUACUGCGGUAGCGGGUCUGUACCGGGACUCUGCUGCUAUAACGAAUUUGUAGCCUACCUGUUACAUUCCCUCCUGCCGAGCCGAGGUCUGCUGAGAUGUGGCUGCUCCCGCUCUCCGUCCCCCUGCUGGGCCUGCUGGCCCUGCUGGCCCGUCAGCGGGGGAUCCUGGCCGCGGGGCGGGGGGCUCUGAACCGGGUGCUGCGGUGGGCGCGGGGGCCGGCGUGCCCCAGGAGGACCCACGCCUUCGUGUUCUCCCAAUGCACCCAUGGCCGGGCAGACAGCGUCCUGGAGACCUUUGACCUCCACGCCGAGACACACCACACCCUGGAGCUGGGGAGGGUCAGAGGGGUAGAGCUGGACGAGGUGGUGGUGCGCGCGGCCCCGCGGCGCGUGCUGGAGCUAGGCCUGGGCUGCGGCUACAGCGCGGUGCGGACCCUGAGGCUGCUGCCCCCUGGUGGGCGGCUUCUGGCGGUGGAGGUGGACCCCCUCAGCGCCGAGCUGGGGGAGGAGCUAGUGCUGGUGGCUGGGUUCAAACACCACCAGUUCGAGGUACUGACCUGCAGCUCAGCCGAGGCCAUCGCUGGGCUGAGGCGGCCUCUCCAUGGCGACCAGGGGGAGGAGGAGGGGGGUCUGGACCUGGUCCUGAUGGACCACGACCCCCAGCACUACCUCCCUGACCUGCGGGCCCUGGAGGGGUGGGGGCUGCUCCGCCCCGGGGGGUGCCUGGUCCUGAUGGUGUUCCGGGGUCAUGACUCCGUCGUCCGGCAAGAGGUCCUGGAACACGUGGGGUCGCGACCCCAGAGCUACUCCUCCUCCGUCAGGUCUGGCCGCGGGGGGAUAAUGGAGGUCCAAUACCGGGAGGAGACCAUAAGCCUGAUGUCAUCGGGUGAUGUCAUCGGGUGAUGCCAUCGGGUGAUGCCAUCGGGUGACGUCAUCGGGUGAUGUUGUCUCUCGAUGUCAUCCUGUGAUGUCAUCUGGUGUUACGGAUUACCUCACUCACCAACUACGGUUAACAUGCUGUCAACAUGUCGCAUUCUGUGUUCUAUGUUUACUUACACAUUUCUGUUUAUUUGGUGAAAUGUUUAUUAGAAUUGGUUCAUAAAAUAAUAUACAGCUUC